Metarhizium brunneum ARSEF 3297 is the source of this 1362-nucleotide messenger RNA. RefSeq names its product Hydroxymethylglutaryl-CoA synthase. Gene Ontology annotation, biological process: ergosterol biosynthetic process; acetyl-CoA metabolic process. NCBI's taxonomy places the organism in Eukaryota, Fungi, Ascomycota, Sordariomycetes, Hypocreales, Clavicipitaceae. The record is from RefSeq and is a predicted model, not a curated record. Gene Ontology annotation, molecular function: hydroxymethylglutaryl-CoA synthase activity.
AUGGCUUCGCGUCCCCAGAACAUUGGCAUUAAAGCCAUUGAGAUUUACUUCCCCAGCCAGUAUGUCGAGCAGAGCGAACUCGAAAAAUUCGAUGGCGUCAGUGCCGGAAAAUACACCAUUGGCCUCGGCCAGACCAAGAUGAGCUUUUGCGAUGACCGCGAGGACAUUUAUUCUCUUGCCCUUACCGUUACCUCGAACCUGCUCAAGAAGUACAACAUCGACCCCAACUCUAUUGGUCGCUUGGAGGUUGGCACCGAGACCAUUUUGGACAAGUCCAAGUCGGUCAAGUCUGUUUUGAUGCAGCUAUUCGGUGACAAUGCCAACCUCGAAGGCGUCGACACCGUCAAUGCUUGCUACGGCGGCACCAACGCCCUGUUCAACAGCGUCAACUGGGUAGAAUCCUCCGCCUGGGACGGCCGUGAUGCCAUUGUCGUUGCUGGCGAUAUUGCUCUGUACGCCAAGGGCAAUGCUCGCCCUACGGGCGGUGCCGGUGCCGUGGCUAUGCUGAUCGGCCCUGAUGCCCCUGUCGUUAUGGAGCCCGGCCUGCGAGGCACCUACAUGCAGCACGCCUAUGACUUUUACAAGCCCGACUUGACCAGCGAGUACCCCUACGUCGAUGGGCACUACUCCAUUAACUGCUACACAAAGGCCCUGGAUGCUGCCUACCGUGAUUACUGCAAGCGCGAGUCCAAGCUUGCCAAUGGCAAUGCCAACGGUACCGAUGCUAGCAAGACUCCCCUCGACCGCUUCGACUACCUUGCCUUCCACGCCCCUACUUGCAAGCUCGUGCAAAAAUCGUACGCCCGACUGCUGUACCAUGAUUACCUCGCCAACGCUGAUGCUCCCGCCUUCGCUGAGGUGGCUCCCGAGUUGCGUGACAUGGAUUAUGAGAAGUCUCUGACUGACAAGGUUGUUGAGAAGACCUUCAUGACCUUGACCAAGAAAAAGUUCCAGGAGCGUGUCCAGCCCGCUACCCAGGUUGCUACUAUGUGUGGUAACAUGUACUGUGCUAGCGUCUGGGGUGGUGUUGCUAGCUUGCUGUCCUUUAUUGACCCCAAGGCCCUGGAGGGCAAGCGAAUUGGUGUCUUCUCAUAUGGAUCUGGUCUGGCCUCGAGCUUCAUGUCCUUCCGUGUUAACGGCAAUGUUGAGGCCAUUGCCAAGAAUCUGAACAUUCCCUCUCGUCUGGAGGCCCGCCGUGCCGUCCCUCCUGAGACUUUCGAUGCCAUGUGCGAGCUCCGUCAUCAGGCCCAUCUGAAGAAAGAUUACACCCCCAAGGGCGAACCCUCGACCAUCAUCCCUGGCACUUACUACCUGGAGAAGGUUGACGAUAUGUUCAAGCGCGAGUACAAGGUCCAGGCAUAA